UUUAUUAGAUUGCGCUUUUAGUUCGAGAGUAAACGAAAAGGAUUAUGGGAAUUUGACAAACAGAAAACAGCCAUAUUUAUGCUAUUCGUGUAAUUACUAAUGCUUUGAAUUGAUUAUAUGUUAAUGAAGUAUUAUACGAUCAUUUACUAUGUUGUGAAUUGUAACGAAGUACUUAAAUUUGUUAUGUGAUACUUUGCUUAUUGAAAGGUGAUUUUGAAUGUUGUGAUUUACUAUUGUGCAAUAAUGAUACAAACAAAUUGACCUUCCUCGUCCGAGGGUCACAGGUGCGAUAGUCAUUGGUCGAGUGAUACAAGUACGCGAAGCCUAAGGCUAUGGACAUCUCUAAAGCAAUGGAGAUUGUGUUUAUAUCUUCAUUACAUGUAUUUAUUGAUUAUUACUUUCAUCAGAUGAAAAUUGCAUUUGCUUCAUUGAGAAUAUCACUUGUGUGACUUAAUCAGCAAGUGGAACCAAUGAAGAGCAAUGCAUGCUCGGAUGCCUGGAACUCUAAUGCCACUUAAAGGAGGUGGCAAGGUGCACAGCUUCGUAGGAGGCUAAAGAUGGCAUCCUUUAAUCAGGAUGCCAGGACAGACACCAUAGUUUUGAAUGCUUCUUUUCAAGCUCCCUGUAUGUCAGAAGGUCUUGUGGUUGCAAGUCCUUUCGAUGCCAGGGGUGUCGUUAAGUCGCUACCUUCCUCCUCAAUCUCUUCUAAUGAACAAAACAAUGUUGUUUUUUCUUCAAUAACGUCGAAACCUUCCCCAGUUUACCAUCUUCCUGUCAGCAGUAUGUGCGCUCCAAUGACAGUAGGUGUUGAGCCUAGUCAGGAUGGCAAUAACAAAUUCAGUGAUACACAGUGUGUUUCCUCUUCUGUUGGCCUGAUGGACGGUAUACCCCAUAGCAGCAAGAUGUAUCCUGGUGGUCCAAAAUAUCCCUCAGAGGUGACCUCAUCACAUCCACUAGUUGCUUCUCAGCACAGUGAAGCGUUUGUAACUGUGCCUUUUGGAUGGAAACGUGUAAUAUCCAGCGGAAAAGUCAUAUACAUCAGCCCGAGUGAAGUUUAUCUUCAGUCUCUUCAAGAAAUUGCUAUUUAUCUCCAGACUGAAGGCACUUGCAAGUGUGGCCUAGAAUGUCCUUUGAUGAUCAACAAAGUAUUUAAUUUUAACCCUAUGGCAACUACUAAAUGUUUGAAUGUCAAUGACCUCUCAUGGAAUGAUCCCACAAAACUUUGCAACCAUAAACGAAAGAUUGCUGCAAUGGCUACUUUUCAAAAUAUUGCUGGCCCACUUUCUACCUUUGGUCCUGUUGGAGGAGGAGAGUUUAAUUCUUUAUUGACUCAAUCUACUUCUAAGAAGGAAGUUUGUGUCACCAAUAAGAAAAAGCGUGUUAAAGGUAAAAGUAGAAGUCCUUUUGAGAGUGUUCUUGUAUCCCAGCUGUUAGCCCAGAGAGAUAAAUUAGGACAAAAGAAAGAAAAAAUUGAAGAUUCAAAAUCUUAUAGUGAAAGCAAUUUAAAAUUUCAAAGCGGACAAUCUUAUAAAACUGAUUCUCAGAAUGUGGUUCCUGCUAAAUCUCCAAUGAUUGAUCAAAGAAAUAAUUCUAAGCCAAUGGGAUUCAUUUUAGAAGAACAGAAUAUGUCAGUUUUUAACAAACUGAAUAAUGCUUCCAAUUAUGGUCCUCAAUUAAUAAAUCAACACAAUUUCAUCCCUGAAAAUAUAUUUCAAGAUAAAAAAUUACAAGGAUGCAUUCAAUCAUUUCAGCCAUGUUCUACCGACAACAAUGCUAUUAUGUUUCCUAAAAAUAAUCCUUCUAUGCCCUGUGUAGUUCAGGAACAGAGUACUGUUCGUCCUUCUGAAUCUGUUUAUGCUGAUAGGAUGUCUUCACUACCACCUAUUGAACCAAUUGGAUCAUCCAUACAUCAAAAUAUAUUUAACCCUCAACAAUUUCUGCAAAAUAAUAUUCCUGCUAACAUAGCGUUGAAUUGCAAUUUUUCCUCAACUACUGCUAAUAAUCAGAUUUUUAAUGCUCAACUUCCUGUAAAUCAGUGCAUUACAAUGAAUCCUCCCAAUCAAUCCUCAGCAGACGUUGUUACUGUAUCCCAGUCGCCAAACACUGGUACCUUUCUUUUCCCAUCUGAUGUUCAAAACCAACUUUCUCCUCAUAUUAAUAACAUUUCAAAUAUUAUGAACACUGGCUGUGUUCAAAGCUUUAGCACUCCCCCACAAGAAAUGCAGCAUCCCACAUCUUCAGUACCGACAAAUUCUGCUAGAUUCACGCCUUCCAAAGAGGACACAGUAGUAGUUUCACGUACAAAAUCUAAGAAAAGUUCUAAAAUGAAAAUAAACAAAAUGAAUUCUGUACUAGAUCGUGGAUCCCCUUGUCCAAAUAUUGAUGUCCGCCAAAUUCCUUCUGAACACCACCGUCCACCACCUGGAACUUAUGCUGCCAUUACUAGCUCUUCUGUGGGGCCUGCACAAAGUCAGCAAGUUGUUUAUAAUCAAGUCCCCUUUUCGACUGAUAUGAAUAUUUCAUACAUUAACAAACCUGUUAUUAACCAAAAUAUACCUUGCAGGUCUAGAAAUCAAAUCGGUAAUUUUUAUGAUGCUUCUAAAACACCUGAGCCCAAUAUGGUUAGCAGUAAUGUGCAAUUUCAACCUUCUCAGAAUAAAAGUUUCCAGAACACAUUUCAGUUUCAAGAUGCAACCCAAUAUCCUCCAAAUUCUUUUGCACAGUUUGAUAACAGGAAUAAGGGCAAAACGAAUUCUCAUUCUAAAGCAACCAUUGCUAAUCAGCAAAGUCCUAAUAUUUCAUCACCAGUUGUUAGUACAACUAACUGGGCAUAUCCUAAUUCAAGUUCAUCAAAUUCAAUUGAUAAUGUUUAUGAAAAUCGGCAAACUCCAAUUCUUGAACGAGCUUCAUCAGCCAAUGGAAGUCCUUGCAGUUCUAUUAGACUUUCAUCAGUUGGAGAAAAUAAGUUAACUGACGUGGCAUCUUCAACUGCAAUUCAAAUGAUUACUAGUAAAACUAGCAAUGCAUGUUCACCCACUUCUUCUGUUACUUCUGUCUCUUUGUGUUGUUCUAUUCCAAAUAGUAUGAAUGUGUUACCAAAUUCAAUUUAUGUUUCUUCUAACUCCAAUAUUAUUAACAUUCCCAUGAGUGCAACGUCUCAAAGUAAUAUAAAUACCCUCUAUUCUACUCAAAAUGUAUUUUCAAAUUCUUCCCAAAUCAGGCAAAAUAUUAAUAUGUCUCAGCAACCAAUAGUUUAUAAUCAAACUUUACCAAACAGUGGAAAUCAACGACCAGAUUUGACUACCAACUUUUUUAUGCAAAAUGCCCCUACCACCAAUUUAGAUGGGGUUUCUGGAUUGCGACCUCCAAUGGUCCAGCAAGAUGGUUCUGGUAUGUUAGUACAACAAGUGCUAAGCCAGAAAAUAACCUCAGAUUUUUCAGGAAAUAUGUUUUCUUCUGCAACUAGAGCACAAGUUAUGCAGCAAGUUAGUGGGAUGGUUUUACCUGCUUCAGCUCCUAAUAAUGUCAAUUCUCAGCAAUUAGUCCUGGCACCCACACAGAUGAGGAUGUCUGGUCCAGGUGGGCUCAUAACUAUGCUACCACCCACUAUGACUAGUACAGCUAUGAUGAAUGGCACCCAAGUCUUGACAGCACCUGCACAACAAAUGGGGCAGCAAAUGGUUUUGUCUGAUAACAUCAGGCCAAAUAUUGUAAAUCAACAGCAGCAGAUAUUGCAAAAUAAUUGCUUUAUAAUGAGUAACCAACCAACGUUUGUUACUAGACCCCCUAAUAACAAUAUUGUUAAUUGUCAAGUGCCAUGCCCAACUAAUGUGUCAACUUUUUCCAAUGGUCUUGGUAGUUAUAAUGCCCCACAAAAUAACUUGACUAGCACGACAAUGAUUACUGCACCAAUGUUACACAAGGCACAAGAUCGAAAUGAAUUAUCUUCUCAACAUGUCACUAAUGAAUUAAAUUUGCAGAAUGGCAAAGAUCAGUCCGUUGGAACUAAUUUAUCUACACUUCAACCAACUCAAAGAUUUUCUGAACACAGAGCUGAUAGUUCUACUGAUAUUAUACAAGAUAACUGGUUACAAAAACAAGAUGUUCGAAAUAAUGUUGGCGACGGAAUGAACCAUGCUGCUGGGCCUUUCUUAAGCAAUGUUUCAACUUCUAGGUCAAGUUCAGUGCCUUCUAACAUAUCGGGCCAAACUAUGUUUUCAAAUUGUGGCCAAGUACUCAUAAAUGGAGACAAUGCAAAUUGUGUACCAGCACAAGCUAUGUCAGCUUCAAAUCUGUCUCGUAUGACAAAUGUGAUACCUAUUGUAGGGGGCCAAUGUGCACUAAAUUCUCCAAUGCCACCUUUAUCAAUCCCUAAUGUAACAGCUGUGACCACCACAAUGACGCAAAUGAUUCCUGCUAUUGGCAUUGCUCCACAAAUUUUGGGACAGCCUGUUCAACCUAUGGUUCAGGUGAUUAAUACAGUACCAUUUAAUUCAAUGCAGAAUGCUGUAAUUGUUAAUGGGGGCUCUAAUGUUUUGCCUCAAACUGUUCGUUUAGACACUUUACAGACAUCACCUGUUGUUGGAACACCUACACCUACAGUUUUUAAUGGUGUUGUAUUUCCCCCUAAUACUAUGAAUUGUGUUCCUUCUCCUGCUACUAAUGUACCAACUUUAAGACAGCCUCAUCCUAUGAAUCACAGUGAAGAUAUGCGCUUGACAUUUGAAAACAUGCAUGACACUAGGAGUACACCAGGAUCUAAUUCCUCUUGCAGUACACCAGUAUCUAGUUGUAGUUCCACCCCAAUAUCCUCUAGCAGUGAUACCCACAAUAUGGCUUUGCGUGCUUUAUCUCCUGCCAUCAGGAAAAGAAGCCGGGAUGGUAAACGUAAAGCUAAUAGCCAAACAGUGGCAUCCAUGCUGCAACAUGGUGCUCACAACUCUUCAAAUAAUACAGGAAAUUCAAAUUCUGUUGUUCAGCAACAGCAGCAGCAGCAUCCUACCCAAACUCAACAUAUCCAGCAACAACAAAACACACAAAUGUCUAAUCUUCAACAACAGUUCCUGCAACCACCUGUGCUACAGACACUUACCGUCCUACCUCAACAACCGAGGCCCCUUUUACAACAACCAGUAAUGAAUUACAAUAGUAUAGGUUCAGUUGGUGGUCCUCAAAUUUUAACUACUGGUCUUACAAGUCCUCUUGGUAUUGUUCAACCUUUAAGUAUGCUUGGUGUAACACCAACUGGAGCUGUUAUACAAAACAUCCCUGUACAACAAGUUGUCCCAGGACCCCAUUUUCAGUCUUUAACUGUUUUGCCUCAUGCUGCACUUCCUCAGGAACAGUCUGUUGUAGUGAAUGAUACUUCUUCAAUGAAUGUUCAUCCUACACAGAUGCACAGUGCCUUUGCAACUGGUUCAAUUGUUCCUAAUAUGGUUGCUGCCAAUCCAGUGCUUAAUACUCAUGUGGGAGGAACUGAUGUUCUUGUUUCAUCUCAAUCACAUACAGUGACAGAAACUAUGUCUGUUCCAGCUCCAUUUCAGUCGGUUUUUUCUCAGUCGUUGCCCCCAAUAGCGCAGUCAUUGUCAUCUACGACAAAUAUCAGUAACGUCAAAACUUGUAGAUCAGGAAAUGUGCUUACUUCAACAGCAGCAGCGUCUUAUCAAAACUCAACAUCUGUGCCCGCAUUUAAAUCUUCAACAUCUACAGCUAAUAUUUCCAUGCUUGAUAGUAAAGAGGAAAUGUUGACUGCAAAAGUGGAUUUCUUUACUGAAUCAAACCAAAAAGCAAGAAGUAUAGGUGUGCAAAGCAGUUGUACAGAACAAAAUGCUGCUGUUCAAACUGUAACAUCUACUAACCCGGUGAAUAAUUGUAAUAUCUUAGACAAUAGUCAAAAUGCAAAAAUUAACAUGCAAGAUAACUGUUUAGAUGAUGCAAAGUCAAAAUUUGAAGGUGAAAAUAGCAGUACCAUGCUAUCAUCUGGUGGGGAAUCUUGUGAAUCACCUUGGCCUGAUCCGGUGAAUCUUUCAGCGGCUGUUAGAGCCGUAGUGCAGGAACAAGUGGAUAGCAAUGAGGAACUUAUUUCUCAUUCCAUGAGUAGCGAUAAUCCUAUUAAUUUUUUAGAUUGCACCUCUUCAAUGCGUGAUGAAACAUCUGAACAGACACCUACAUCAUCUAUGGGUGAUACCAUUGAAGAGAGUAAUGACGGCAAUUCGGUAUUAGAUUUAAGGACUAUGUCUGGAGAAUUUGGUACCGAACAAGAUAAUUGUUCAGAUGGCAACUACAGAUCUGAGGAAGGGAUUCUACACCUGAAUAAAUGGCAAGAAAAUCGGUCACCAACUAACAGCCAGAGAGAACAUAGUGAUAAUGUUGUUGAAAGCGCUUCAACGGCAUCGUCUGAAAGCUCUGAGCAAACCAAUACAGAUUGCAAUGUUACUAGCGAUUCUGGUGUUGAAUCAAGUCAAGAGCCUAUGAACUUGGCAUGUAUACGUGAGGGAGAAUCCAUGGCCGAUACUGACCUGGUGUCAGAACAAGUUGGCUUAAAGAGCUCAAUGUCAUAUGUAGAAGAUUACAUUAUUCAGGAUGAGGAAAAAUUGACUCAAAAACGAGGUCUUAAGAGACUGAAACGAGAAAUUGAUAUUGCAUAUGAUGAUUAUCAAGAGGAGGAUUCAGAUGAUGGUUCUGCCUUGUCACCACCAUUGCCUCCGCAACCUCGCACAUUCAAUGAUGGAGACUUAGUUUGGGGACAAAUUCGAGGAUUCCCGUCUUGGCCUGGAAAACUCGUUCCUCAAGAAGAAGUCAAAGGCACACAUAAAACUGAAAAUGGAAAGCUUUGGGUGAGAUGGUUCGGUGAUCAUACUUUAACUCAAGUAGAACCUGACAAGUUAAAAACUUUGUCAGAAGGUCUCGAAGCACAUCAUCGAGCCCGGAAAAGACACAGAAGGGGUCGCAAAAUGAAUUCUCAACUCGAGAAUGCGAUUCAGGAGGCGAUGAUGGAACUAGAUCGCCAAGCCUCUGACUUCAUAACCGAUACAGAAGAAGAGAGUUCUGUUCUCUCUGUAGAGCUUGCAUUACCGGACAGCUCAAUGUCUCCCACGUGUUCUCGGACAAACAAACCCAGGGGAGGUUACAAACGUAGAUAGCAGUGCCUAUUGUUUACUCCAGAGUGCAAACAAAUGUGAAACUGAAACCUUGUGUUUGUUAUAUAUAUAUAUAUAAAUGACGGAUUCAAAGAAAUUCUUACUAAUAAAAUAUAUAGCUGCUGUUGAAGCUUAUAAUUUUGAGCUAACCAUAUGUAUAAAGUCAAUGAAAUUUUACUCGCUAUAUAUACUCGCAGAGGGGUUCAUUUCCUAAGACUAGGAAAACCCUUGUGCGAAAUGGAACUCUUGUAAAUGAAAUGAGCUGUAAAGUGGCUUGUUUUUUUAUCGACAAAUGUAAAUGUUACAAAAAAUAUUGUGAAAAAUGUUGUUUUUGUUUUUAUUUUUUAUGCCUAAGCAUAAAGUGAUGCGUCCACGCUCAAUGUAGUCUAUUUCUUCCUUAAGGAUUUGGUUGUUAUCGCAUGAUGUUUGUUGUGUGUGCAUGUGCUUUGUGCACCCAUUUUUAGCAAAACUGUUCUUUAUGAGAUUAAAAUCUUAUGCACAUUA
This is a messenger RNA of Parasteatoda tepidariorum (common house spider), 7643 nucleotides long. Lineage: Eukaryota; Metazoa; Arthropoda; Arachnida; Araneae; Theridiidae. The record is from RefSeq and is a predicted model, not a curated record.